Phaeoacremonium minimum UCRPA7 is the source of this 564-nucleotide messenger RNA. Its product is annotated as putative n-terminal acetyltransferase c complex catalytic subunit mak3 protein. The transcript has 2 exons. Bases 1 to 564 code for a protein of 187 amino acids. The record is from RefSeq and is a predicted model, not a curated record. Gene Ontology annotation, molecular function: protein-N-terminal amino-acid acetyltransferase activity. Lineage: Eukaryota; Fungi; Ascomycota; Sordariomycetes; Togniniales; Togniniaceae. Gene Ontology annotation, cellular component: NatC complex. Gene Ontology annotation, biological process: N-terminal peptidyl-methionine acetylation.
AUGGAUCUUGCUGACGUCGCCGAGCUGCCCAGCGAGCUGCGCUACAUCCAAUACGAGCAUGGCCUCGAGGCGCAAUAUCUCCCCGCCAUCCGGGCGCUCAUUUCCAAGGACCUGAGCGAGCCGUACAGCAUAUACGUAUACCGAUACUUUCUCUAUCAGUGGGGGCAUCUAUGUUUCAUGGCUCUGAACCCCGCCGAUUCAUCCUUGAUAGGCGUCAUCGUCUGCAAGUUAGAAACACACUCGUCCCAUUCCCCACCAACCCGGCGAGGCUACAUCGCAAUGCUGGCUGUAUCGUCAGCCUUCCGUGGCCGCGGGGUGGCCACGGCGCUUGUCAAGAAGGCCAUCGAUGCCAUGGCGCAUAGGAACGCUGACGAGGUGGUCCUCGAGACGGAGGAGACCAACGUCCCAGCGAUGAGGUUGUACGAGCGGCUAGGGUUUCUACGCUCGAAGAAACUCCACCGGUACUAUCUGAACGGGAACAGCGCAUAUCGGCUCGUGUUAUUGCUGAAGUCGAUCGAUCCAGAAGCCGCAAGCGAUCUUGCCCUUGAUGAGAACGAGCGGUAG